AAAGCCUAAACUCUCAACUGUCACAACCACAACACACAACACACAAACGCUUAUUUCUCAUUUAUUAGCUUUCCUAGAAACAAACAAGAUUACCGGUCACCGGCCAAUUUAACCCAUUUCAAUUUUCGUUCGCCGGCCAAGAUGAUAGCUUGUCUUGAGAGAUUCGUUCCCGAAAACGACAUCGAAUCAAAAGCAGCCGUCGAGGCUUCAAUUAUGUGCAAGACUCUGGACCUCCAAGGCAGUAUUGACAGAACGGCUUCCGCCGAUAACGAUUUCGGCGGACUGUAUUCUCGUAGACCGUUAGCCGUAAUUAGACCCUCCGGUGCCGAUGACGUGGCGAGGGUAAUCAAAGCGGCUUCACUGUCAUCGACUCUGACGGUGGCGGCGAGGGGUAACGGCCACUCAAUCAACGGCCAAGCGAUGGUUGACCGUGGACUCCUCAUAAAUAUGCGCCCCACGGAAAACAACCACUUCAAAGAAGUGAAAAUUAAUGGUUCAACCUAUGUGGAUGUGUCUGGAGGGGCAUUAUGGGAAGAUGUCCUAAAACGGUGCAUUGAGGAGUAUGGUUUGGCUCCGAGGUCGUGGACUGAUUAUUUGAGUUUAACGGUGGGUGGAACUUUAUCUAACGCAGGCGUCAGUGGUCAGGCCUUCCGUUACGGCCCACAAACGGCGAACGUUGCCGAGUUAGAGGUGGUAACUGGAAGAGGUGAAGUUGUAGUUUGCUCUGAAAAGAAAAAUUGUGAAUUGUUCUUCAGUGUCCUGGGUGGUCUUGGUCAGUUUGGAAUCAUAACCAGAGCUAGAGUUUUGGUACAGUCAGCACCGGACAUGGUGAGAUGGAUAAGGGUGGUGUAUACCGAGUUCGAUGAGUUUACUCGGGACGCUGAGUUCCUGGUGACUCGUCAAGGAGACGGCGAGUCGUUUGACUACGUGGAAGGCUUCGUGUUCGUUAACAGUGAUGACCCGGUUAACGGAUGGCCUUCGGUGCCUCUGGACCCGGACCACGGAUUCGACCCGGCUCACUUACCUCGAAACGCUGACUCAGUUCUCUAUUGUCUUGAACUCGGUCUUCAUUACAACAACAGUGACCACCCUUCCACAGUUGAUACGGUGGUGAAGAGAUUACUUGGAUGGCUAAGAUUUAUCAAGAAGCUGAAAUUCCAAGUGGACUUGAGCUACGUGGAUUUUCUCUUGCGUGUAAAGCGUGCAGAGGAACAUGCAAAAGCCAACGGAAUUUGGGACUCUCCUCACCCUUGGUUGAACAUGUUCGUCGCCAAAUCAGACAUAGCGGAAUUUGAUGAAGCCAUAUUCAAGAAGAUCUUGAAGGAUGGCGUGGGUGGACCCAUGUUAAUUUACCCUCUACUGCGAAGCAAGUGGGAUAAUCGUACGUCGGUGAUGACACCAAAAGAAGAUGUCUUCUACCUUGUUGCCUUGCUCCGAUUUUCUCCAACAGGAUCGAACGGUGCAGAGGUUGAGAAAAUGGUGUCACAAAACCGUCAGAUUGUGGACUAUUGCGUCCAAAAUGGAUUCGAUUACAAGUUAUACCUGCCUCACUACCAAACAGAAGAGCAAUGGAAGGAACAUUUUGGAGGUAAAUGGGAAAGAUUUGUGGAGAGGAAGGCGUGCUAUGAUCCAAUGGCUAUUCUUGCACCUGGACAGAAAAUAUUUGAAAGGAUACGUAAUAUUUCAUGUAAUCCCUAGUAUGUUGUAAUGUUGGUUGGUGGACAAAAAAAAAAAAAAAUCAAUUGUAAUUU
Pistacia vera is the source of this 1751-nucleotide messenger RNA. Its product is annotated as cytokinin dehydrogenase 7. The record is from RefSeq and is a predicted model, not a curated record. The transcript is spliced from 4 exons. Gene Ontology annotation, biological process: cytokinin metabolic process. Gene Ontology annotation, molecular function: FAD binding; cytokinin dehydrogenase activity. NCBI's taxonomy places the organism in Eukaryota, Viridiplantae, Streptophyta, Magnoliopsida, Sapindales, Anacardiaceae. Bases 142 to 1698 code for a protein of 518 amino acids.